AUGAGCAAGAAAAAGGUAAUUUAUUCAUUCGAGAACAUUUCAGUUUAUGAAUCUGAUGUUGAUAGACUUAAGAGUUGCGAGUGGAUUAAUGAUACACUACUUUAUUUAGCAGGAAGAAAAAUCGAAAUCAAAUAUCAAAAAGAAAUCGAAGAGAAUCAUAAAAACUUCAUGUUUUAUCCACCAAAUACACUCGAAUUAGUAAGAUUUAUUGAUAAAUCCAUGGUUCUAGAUAUAAUCAAAUAUUGGAACGUUUUUAAUUCCAAAUACGUCUUCCUACCACUUAAUGAUGGUGGAUUUGGGAAUGAUCAAGGAUCCCAUUGGAGUUUAGUAAUAUGGGAUACACAAUUCUCACCUAAUGAAAUAAAUUUCUUCUAUCAUUUCGAUUCAAUAGGUGGAACGGCAACAAGAAUGGCAAAAUCCGUCUGCAAACAACUUUGUAACUAUUACGGAGUUUCAAGUUUUAAAUUCUUCGCACCAAGAUCUCCCCAACAGGAUAAUUCAUACGAUUGUGGACUAUUUGUAGUUGCUAUUAUCGAAUAUGUAGCAAAAAAUAUGGAUUUAGAAAACAUUAAGCAAAAUAUAUCACAAAAAUUAGUGUCUCAACUUCGAGAAGACUUCACAUCAAAAUACAUGAUAUAG
This is a messenger RNA of Trichomonas vaginalis G3, 639 nucleotides long. RefSeq names its product protease family. Gene Ontology annotation, molecular function: deNEDDylase activity; cysteine-type peptidase activity. Bases 1 to 639 code for a protein of 212 amino acids. Gene Ontology annotation, biological process: proteolysis. The transcript has a single exon. NCBI's taxonomy places the organism in Eukaryota, Parabasalia, Trichomonadida, Trichomonadidae. The record is from RefSeq and is a predicted model, not a curated record.